Molecule: messenger RNA, 2169 nt
Organism: Polychytrium aggregatum
Lineage: Eukaryota; Fungi; Chytridiomycota; Chytridiomycetes; Polychytriales
Exons: 3
Coding region: 1-2169 (722 amino acids)
Source: RefSeq, a predicted model, not a curated record
AUGGCCGACAGCACCGAUACCCUCCCAGAACUUCGAGACGAUCUGGUGGCUGAAGCCGGGGCUACUACCCUGGCUGCAAGCACGCCCCCUGAGAUCGGCAUGCACAAGAUGAGAACAACCCCGCGACUCGAGGAACACCAGACGCUGGUAGAUCUAUCCCGCAUCCUGCCGGCUGAGGCCGACUGCAAGGAUUCGACGUUUGCUCCGCCCAAUGAGCUCGAAACCUUGACACACCCUCCCAACGAAGCUGAUUCCCAUGCCGCUCGUGAACCAAGCACAUCGGACUUGCACAGUGCCGAAGCCAGGACGCACCAGACCGAGCCGAGCGACCCAGCGAAGCACAAGCGCGGCGAUGUGAUGGACUGUGUCCGGGCGAGCCCCGAGGAUAUGGAGAUCUGCCGAGAUGACGAAGCCGCAUCUCCAAAGGAGACGCCCGCUGUGCUGGCUCCGGCUGUCGCCGCCCCGGUGGCUGUUGCUCGCAAGAAACCAAAGGUCAAACGCAACUUUGACAAGCUGACGCUGACACCGCCCUUCUGGAACACCGUCGGUGCGAUCCCCGUGCAAAGGGCCUCGGGCGGGCCAGGGCCGGCGCACGAGAAGAAAUCAAAGGCAAUCACCCCUCGAGUCUUUGCACGCCAAAUGUCCUUGGGUGCGACACCAUCGGGGCCGAUCUAUGCGCACCAUCCACACCCGUACUAUCUUCCCGGCCGGCCGAUGAUGCCCCCGACUUGGGCAAUCCCAUUUGCCUCGCCGUCGUCGGCAUCACCGGGGCAGAUCGUCGGUGUGCCUCCGGAUGGUCUGCCCAACCAUUCGGGAGUACCCCUGGCCUCAGUCCCGGCAGGCAGCUUCGUGCCUCUCACACCAACUCCUGGCUCCCAAGCAGCUACAGACACAAGCACAACCCCGGCCCAUCCGCCCGCAACCGCCCCACUCUCGGGCCAGCUAGCCCAAUCACACUCCUACCCACAACGGCACUCGCAAGCACCACCGCAGGCACCCAUGCCAGUCGUCUCCCCGACCGUGCCAAUCUACCAACACAGAGGCGGAUCGAUGCCUGUUCUGUCAUCGCCAACGUCUCCGAUCCCGGGAUCGCCAGGACAGCCGACCUACGCCGUUGGCCUCCCUGGCGCCUUUGGCCGCUCGACGUCCAUGCCCGUUUUUUAUCCGCAGUGGGUAUACCCUUCGAUGAUUCCCACGCUCCCGACUCCAACCAGUCCCACGGCCGUCUCGCCCUUCUAUAUCCCCUAUCCGUCGCCGACCGCAGCCAGCCCCGGAGCCGUGUAUUGCUACUCCGCUCCGUCGGCGCUUCUGCCAUCGUCGUCAGCACCGCAGCCACAGCCGCCUUCGUCAGUGCCGCUGCAGCAUGCAUCCGGCACGGCAUUUGCGCCCUCAGGGGUCACCCCUAUGUCCAUGGCGGUGGCGUCGCAAGGGGGAAUGCCUUUGACGCCCCUGGCCCCUGGCCCCCACGUGGCGACGGUCCAGCCACUAUGGACAUCAUCCCAGGCAGCACCGCAAGCUCGGCCCUCAACACAUCCGUCUCAGGGCACCCAUCGAUCUGCAGGCUCGAGAGAUAACUCCUCGCAGCUGCAGUCGACGCAUUCGUACGAGCUCGGGCCAGACAGUCGUCGCAGCAGCAUCACGACCCUCCACAGCUGCGAUACCAGAUCCACCAGUGACUCGGGCAAGGCCUCGUCGCCGCUCGCCUCGAAGACCCCGUCCGUAUCAUUCCUCGGAGCCGCAGGUGGCAUUCAGGAUGGCAGCUCGACCAGUGCGGCCGUGGAUGGUGUCGCCUUCACUGCCGCCGCCGCUGCUGCUGCUGCCGGGGACGGUGAUGGGACGCAUUCGUCUCGGCUCUCCAGACACCAGCACCAGUCCACUCGUUCUGGACGACAUGCCCAUUUCGCCGACGACCAAGGGCCGAGGGAGUCCUCUCACAAGCGCUCCAGCUCCAAACUGGAUGAACACUCGACCGGGUCGGCGAGCUCGGUCCGUCUUCCUCCCGAACCAUCGUCGAUUGGCCCGGACCAGCGCUCGUUUGCCCGCACCCGCGAGGACACCGAGGUGGCAGAGAUCCUGAUCAGUACCGCCCAGAUCCUGGACGAGUCCGUGAAGCGCCGCAAGAGUCUGUCGACCCUGGCCAUCGACUUGUCGCAGAUGAACUGCAGCUAG